Molecule: messenger RNA, 2602 nt
Organism: Arabidopsis arenosa
Lineage: Eukaryota; Viridiplantae; Streptophyta; Magnoliopsida; Brassicales; Brassicaceae
Source: the annotation of a GenBank genome assembly
CUUUGCAUUUGUCGGAAACAUCGCCGGAAAAAAUGGGUUACGGGAAGCACAAUCGAUCCAGAGGAGGCAAUUCGAAUCGUGGUCAAACUAGUCGGACUGAUAAUCUUGGAAGGGAAGAUGAAUCGCUUCCUCUUGAUCAAGAACCUGAGGAUGAAGCACCAGGUCCAAAAGUUCAAUUGGCAAUGUGGGAUUUUGGUCAAUGUGAUGCAAAGAGGUGCACAGGUCGUAAGCUUGCUAGAUUUAACUUGUUAAAAGAAUUGCGGGUUAACUCUGGCUUUGGAGGAGUUGUUUUAAGUCCAGUUGGUAGACAAUGUGUUUCAAGGGAAGACUAUGAUCUGAUUAAAAGGAAAGGAUUAGCUGUUGUUGAUUGUUCUUGGGCACGUCUAACUGAUGUCCCGUUUGCUAAGCUGCGUUGUACUGCUCCUCGUCUCUUACCAUGGUUAGUAGCAGCUAAUCCAGUAAAUUAUGGAAAGCCAUGUGAGCUAUCUUGUGUGGAGGCUUUAUCUGCCGCUUUAAUACUAUGUGGGGAGAAGGAAACUGCAGAACUUUUGCUAGGAAAAUUCAAAUGGGGUCAUGCUUUUUUAUCUCUUAACAAGGAUAUUUUAAAGGAGUACUCGAAAUGUGAGAAUAGCGCUGAGAUCAUCUCAGUUCAAAAUUCUUGGCUUACUCAGCAAACUCAGAUCCCAAAACAACCACCUGCCCUCCAAGAACAUGUUAAGAAAGAUGGUGAAUCUGGUGAUGAAUCAGAGGAUGAUGAUGAUGAUGAUGAUCUCCCUCCUCUAGAGAGGAACAUGAACCAUAUCAAAUUGGAAGACAGUGAGGAAGAAGACAGCGACUCUAGGGAUCGAUUUCGGCGUCAAAACGUCGUCGUUUUUGGCUAUCUCCUUACUACUCAUCUGCUUCUGCCUUCUAGGGUUCUUUUUUCUCCGUUCACCCUCCGCCGCACAAGUAGUCCAGCUCCUCCGCCGGAUUCUUCUGGUUUUGUGAGUUUUGGUGGGAUGAGUAGUGUGUUCAGUGAACAGAUCCUGAUUGAUAAGCUCGCUAAGCUCAAUAGCACUCAACAGUGCAUCGAAACUCUGUCACAUUGGUGUAUAUUCAAUCGGACCAAAGCUGAAUUGAUUGUUACGACAUGGGAGAAACAGUUUCACAGUACAGAGAUGGCUCAGAAAGUCCCUCUUAUGUAUUUGGCUAAUGAUAUUCUUCAGAACAGUAAGCGUCAGGGUAAUGAGUUCGUGCAAGAGUUCUGGAAUGUUCUUCCUAAGGCUGUUAAAGACAUUGUUUCUCAAGGAGAUGAUUAUGGCAAAAGCGUUGUCUCACGUUUGGUCAAUAUAUGGGAAGAAAGAAGAGUGUUUGGAUCCCGUUCAAAGAGUCUCAAAGAUGUAAUGCUUGGAGAAGAUGUUCCCCUGCCACUUGAUAUCAGCAAAAAGCGGUCUCGCGGAUCCAGAUCUGGAAAACGGGAUUCAAAAUCGUCUAGAACGAAAUUAUCAUCAAGUGGAGGUGUAGCUGAGAAGAUAGCAUCCGCAUAUCAUUUGGUUGUUGCAGAAAACUCAAAUGAAGAAGCUGAGAUGAAUAAAUGUAAGUCUGCAGUUAAACGAAUCAGGAAGAUGGAGAAAGAUGUUGAAGAAGCCUGCUCUACUGCAAAAGACAACCCGAAGAGAAAAUCCUUGGCGAAAGAAUUGGAAGAAGAAGAAUACCUUUUGAGACAAUGUAUUGAGAAACUUAAAUCUGUCCAAGGAAGUAGAACUUCCCUUGUGAACCAGCUUAAAGAUGCAUUACGCGAACAGGAAUCCGAACUGGACAAUCUUAAAGCUCAGAUUCAGGUCGCACUAGAACAAACAGAGGAAGCCCAAAACAUGCAGAAACGGCUUAAUGAUGAGGAUUACGCAUCAAAACCAACAGCUGCUGCCACUACGAUAACCGAGACAAAUGACAACACAAAAUCUGGUCAAGCAUCAAAAAUGACGCCUGCAUCUAUUGCUGCGAUGCUCACAGCAUCAACCUCAUCACACAUGAUAAUGCAAUCUGUUCUAUCUUCAUUCGCAGCUGAAGCAACAAAGACUUCUGGUCUAUCCAAAUCAGAGAGCACAAUUCCAGUUUCAGAUACUAAUGCUUCGUUCCCUUCUUACAACAACUCCCAGAAUCAGACACCUACCACACAAGGUCAGUACCAUGUAAUACCUAAUCCACCACCACCACAAUUCCUAAAACCACCGGUAAUGAACAACCCUUACGGCUUUGGCAACAUUCCAUUAAUGCCACCUGGACUUCCGCCGCCACCACCACCACCACAUUUGAUAGGUAAUCAACAGCCUCAAAUUCCUCAGUCGAACUCAGCUCAGCAAUCUCAACAAGGUCCAACUUUCCAGCCACCGGGGAUAAUGUAUUACGGAGCUCCACACCAUUCUUAAAAUUAGAAAUGAUGUUAGUUAAUAGCUUUUAGAUAGUUCUGACCCUUUUUCUUAUGUGGUUUCGAUGUUAUAUUGUUGGGUCAAAUCAAAGUAGAACUACUGUUCCUCUGGUUGUAGAAUCCUCACCUUUUCCCGUUACAGAUAAUUGUACCACAAGGUUUUACAACAUAAUGUAAUAAUUUUCUCCUGUUUAC